CGCUUUAGAAAUCAUCCCACACGUCAAUGUUCAGCGAGCACGGCGGCAGAGCUGUGAAGUUACACGUGAAACAACACACACUGAUUUCAAGACGGCCGAAGAAUGCCCCGUACGUCGCGAGGGUGGGAGGCGUGACGGGUUUGUCCUGUUUUUCCUUCUGCUGUUGAGAUGACAUGAGAGCAGAGCCCUGACUAAAGUGAAGCAGAAAGAGAAAGAGAGAGAGAGAGGGAGGUGUCCCCAUCCUCUGGCCAUCAUCAUUCUCCACGCACCGGCGCCAUCGCAUCCCGGGGCUUUGUUUGUGGCUGAGCAUCUGUGCCAAAAGAGAUUACUUUAGCAGCGUGGAAUGAGACGCAGACUUGCUUGUAAGUUAGAAUAAUGUUGCCGGGUGUGGGUGUAUUUGGAACCGGGCAGACGGUACGUGCCUUAGUGCCUUUGCUCCAAAAGGAAGGCUUCCCUGUUCAGGCUGUUUGGGGACGUACGCAAGAGGAAGCGAAGUCACUAGCCUGCGAGCUGGACAUUCCCUUUUCCACCAACAAGACAGAUGAUGUGCUGCUACAUCCAGAAGUCCAUCUUGUCUGCAUAUUGACACCUCCUCCACACACACGCCAGAUUGCGGUAAAAGCUCUAGGUAUAGGUAAAAAUGUGAUCAGUGAGCAGGCGGCUACACUGACAGAUGCCUGUAAGAUGGUGACAGCGGCGAGAUAUUAUCCACAGCUUAUGAGUAUCAUGGGAAACUCCUUGCGCUUUUUGCCCGCUUUUGUCCAGAUGAAGCGCCUGCUAGGAGAGGGUUAUUGCGGGAACUUGCAGGUAUGUGAAGCGCGUGUGUAUGGAGGCUCGCUGCUCAGCCAAUCAUAUGGAUGGGCAUGGGAGGAGCUGAUGGGGGGAGGUGGCCUGCACACAGUUGGCUCCUGCAUCAUUGACCUCCUGAGCCACCUCACGGGACGCCGGGCGGUGCGAGUGCAUGGAAUGCUUCGGACAUUCGUACGUCAAGGUGUCCCAGCGGGAGGCAUUCGCUCUGUGACCGCAGAUGACUAUGCUUGCUUUCAGCUUCUGAUGAACGGAGUGGUUUGCAGCGUGACGUUAAACUUCAACCUACCUGGCACAGACAUGCACGAGAUCAUGCUUGUGGGGUCAUCGGGUCGACUUGUUGCUCGGGGAACAGAGCUGUUCGGCCAACGGGCCAGCAUGCAAGUAGAGGAGCUUCUUGUGAGCGACGCUGGAGAAGCUGUAGGGCCGUCUGUCAGGGGACUGAACGGCAUGGUGACUCAGCUCAGACUCUCGUUUCAGGCACAAGAGGACAGGCGCUCCUGGGCGCGACAUCCUGUUUCAAUGGCAGCCUCCUUCGAGGAUGGGCUGUAUGUACAGACGGUUGUAGAUGCUAUCAAACGGUCAAAUCGCACUGGAGAGUGGGAGUCGGUGGAGGUCAAGAUUCAGGAUGUUGACCCGAACCAUAACCACAGAACCCUGCCAAACUAACACUACACACACUGUUACAUGCUACACAUACUAUCUCAAGACCGAGCCUUUUAACAUCGUUCACUUUGUUACUGUAAAACCACCGUGCUUUCAUUUUAAACAUACAGAUCAUUUAAAGUUUAUGCAUAGUAUCUGUACAUUUUAAGUUUGCAGAGUUGGGCUGCUUCUGCUUAUGCACAACACUGGAAUUGCGUCACUGGAUAGGAAUUGUGGUUUCAGGGUUAUUUUGUUGCUUUACCGACUGUAACCGAAAAAGAUUUGCAAAGCUUAGCUGUGAAAAACAAUGCAUUUCCUAUUUUUCUGUGAUCUUAAAUUUUAGUUAAAUUUUAGUAAUGGGGUUUAAAUGUAUGUGAGCCUCUAAAGUUUUAUAUUUUAUCUAAGUAGUGAAGAUAAGCUUGCGCUCUGCUGAGUGUUUUUUUAUUUGUGUGUGUGUGUGUGUUUUUUGUUAGUAUAUGUGUGUAUGUGAGACAGAGAGAGCUUUACAGCACUGAAGAAACUUAUUAUGCUGGACACUAGAUAUCAUUUACUGUAAUACACCUAUUGUGACUUAUUGCCUAGUGUCCAGUGCAUUGGACAUGUUAACGGUUCUACUAAGCUGCACAAAGUUUCUUGAAUUAUAUUUUUUAUUGCUGAAUUUGUGUCUGCACUGUUUGAGAGAGUGAUGGGUUGACGUGUGUAUGGUAUUUUUAUUCUUUGUUAUGAGUUUAAAAAUAAAUAUUAACUUAAUUAAAUAUUUUAAAA
Messenger RNA from Puntigrus tetrazona (Sumatra barb), 2217 nucleotides. RefSeq names its product glucose-fructose oxidoreductase domain containing 2 (gene gfod2). Lineage: Eukaryota; Metazoa; Chordata; Actinopteri; Cypriniformes; Cyprinidae. The record is from RefSeq and is a predicted model, not a curated record. Gene Ontology annotation, molecular function: nucleotide binding.